UCAUCUUGACGGACGUGCUGCGCUUCAAACCCCGCCCCCCUCUCCGGCUCAGCGUUUCAUAAGCAGCUAACGCACCGAGUUCUGUUGUAGUGACACCACUGUAGGAGCGACAACAACAGCAACAGAGCAGCGAUGGGGAUCCUGACAAUUAGAGUCGAAUACUGUGGCGCAUGAGGUUACGAGCCCCGCUAUCAGGAGCUCGCCCGGGUUGUAAAGGGUGAGUUCCCUGAUGCGGAUGUGUCAGGCUUCGUGGGAAGAAGAGGCAGCUUUGAGAUUGAAGUCAACGGGCAGCUGAUCUUCUCCAAGAUUGAGACUGGUGGCUUCCCAUAUGAGGAUGAUGUCAUGGAUGUAGUCCAGGCUGCCUACGAUGGCAAACCUCUGCAGAAGAUCACCAAAAGCCGGGCGCCAUGCGUCAUAAUGUAAACCUCCCUCCGCCCUGCUUUAACAUCAGCAGCAUCGAGACAGGCCAGUGCAACUGUAAAACUGCCAAUACCACCUCUGGUUUACCCCCAACCCACCACCACCACCCCCACCACCCCCAGCCCUUUUCCAAAACAGGCUGGGAUAAAAACCUUGCUCAGUAAAACAGAUGCACUGUUUCUGCUUUGAUGCAAAUCACCAAACUCUGCUCUGCCCUCUGGCUCCUCUCUCUGUUCCCAUACUGGUGCUCCAGGCUGUUAAUGAUUGCUGCAGCCUAAAAUGAUAAAAAGGAUGUGGCAUGAUGAAUCCACUCCUGGAGUUCCCCUCCUAUAGGAGCAGAGAUGUGGAGAAGAAGUCAGAGUUUGAGUUGGAGGGAGCUCACUUUAAUUUUCCAACAGCCUAAUUGCCUAGCAUUUUCUAACUGCCUAACUGUUGUUUUUUUUUUCUUCAAGUCUUUGUUUAUUGAUCGCACAUGCAAUUAUCAAUGAAUGCAAGGACAGUGCAAAGUAGUACGUUUUCAAGUAUAAAGGGAAACGCUUGGUUUAUGCCUUUGCAUCAUUUUAUGCUGAUUAAUAUAUUAUUUAAGCAUUUUUAUGAAAGUUGGUCAUUACUUCGAACACACUGAUUACUGUACAGGUUGUGGAUAGUGAAGCAAAUAUAAUUUGUGGUGGCUGAAUGCAGCCCAAAGCUGGCAAUAGUUCUCUGCCAUUAAACAUAUCAAAUUAGUAAUAUUUUCAAACAUUUAAGUGACUGACUGCAGUGCUGCCAUUGUUCAGAGCAGGUGAUCUCUCUCUUCUUUUUGUUCCUCUGUAAUUUAAACUGGUCAGGUAGUAGAGCAAUCAUCAGCUGUGCUUCUGAAGACCACCGCCCACUGGUCUGUCAGCUCACACUAAUUGGAUGUCAGCUCAUUUUCCACAAAUCGCACUACUUUGUUAACUCCGAUGUCCAAACUGAAAACUUUCAAUAAAGGUAAUGGUUGUUUAA
This is a messenger RNA of Lates calcarifer (barramundi perch), 1404 nucleotides long. Its product is annotated as migration and invasion enhancer 1-like. Gene Ontology annotation, biological process: positive regulation of filopodium assembly; negative regulation of apoptotic process. NCBI's taxonomy places the organism in Eukaryota, Metazoa, Chordata, Actinopteri, Centropomidae. The transcript is spliced from 4 exons. The record is from RefSeq and is a predicted model, not a curated record.